Molecule: messenger RNA, 222 nt
Organism: Penicillium odoratum
Lineage: Eukaryota; Fungi; Ascomycota; Eurotiomycetes; Eurotiales; Aspergillaceae
Exons: 1
Coding region: 1-222 (73 amino acids)
Source: RefSeq, a predicted model, not a curated record
AUGAGCAAUCCUUACCCUGGUCUUGUGGAAUGCCGGCUGACUCGAACCCCGCGAGUAGCAGGCGCCACGCUACUGCUGACCACCGGCCAGUCGCAUGCCUCGACAACUACAUCCCCUGCAGGGCGUGGUUGGAUCGGCAAGCCACCGCCAAUGCGAGCAGGCGGUACUACUAAUAUCACUAAAAAAUCCAUCGUUGCCGUUGCCGCCGGUGCCGCUUGGUAA